This is a messenger RNA of Diorhabda sublineata, 781 nucleotides long. RefSeq lists its product as uncharacterized. The record is from RefSeq and is a predicted model, not a curated record. Bases 125 to 619 code for a protein of 164 amino acids. The transcript is spliced from 4 exons. Gene Ontology annotation, biological process: negative regulation of cell cycle; negative regulation of DNA replication. Gene Ontology annotation, cellular component: nucleus. NCBI's taxonomy places the organism in Eukaryota, Metazoa, Arthropoda, Insecta, Coleoptera, Chrysomelidae.
UUGUAGUUUUUGUUUUGGCAUGUGCUUUGCUUAUAUUUUUUUAUUCGUAGUAUUCUAGUUUUUUCAAAAUAGUGGCUAUAGUAGAACAGUUAACAAUUAUUUUGUUAUUAAUAAACGUCUGAAAAUGAAACCUCAGAAAAAAGUAAUCAUAACAAUUGGAUCACAAGAUCAGGAAAAUGUUAAAGAUACACGCCGAAUGUUUAAAGAUUUACAAAGAGAUGCUACAGAUAAAGAAAAUUUAAUCGGCAGAUCGUCUACGAAAGAUUCAUUAAAAUCUCAACUUUCCAAGGAUUCUUCUAAAGUCGAACCUAUCAAAAAAAAAAUCUCGAUGUCAGAUAAAGCCGUACAAGUUGGAGAACUUACUAUAACAAAAGAAGAUUUAAUUUCUGAUGAACCUAGUAUCGACUAUUGGAAACAACUCGCCGAAACUAGGGGACAAUCUUUAAACGACAGUUUACACGAAAUCGAAGUCCUGAAGGAGAAUAUUUCGACAUUAAAAGAAGAAAACAGGAUAUGUAAGGAAAUGUUGGAGGAAUCCAAGCAAUUAGUUGAAGUUUUACAGGAGAUGUUGGGUGAACAGGACGAUACAGAAUCUCAAGAAAAUGAUCCAAAUGUUUAACUAAAACAGAAUUAGUUACUCUCAUAUCAAUUUAACCAGUUUGACUGCAUCACUAAUUAAUAUUUCGAUUUAUAUACGAUUUAAUUGAACGUUUUAGUUUAUAUUUUUGUAAAAUUAUAAAAAUUAGGAUGUACUGUAGUAGUAAUAUAUUUUUGACGAUUU